GUCUAUGUGAGUGGCCGGCAUAACAGUGGGUCCUAUUGCGUUCCAGAGCACAGAGAGUAGAUACAGGCAUGAAACAUACCUACUCAAAUAGAAAAAUAGUGUACACGUUAUAUUUAUUAAAAUAAUACCCUGAGAAUCGAACAUAUUUAACAACAUUAAAUAGUUUAACUCUCGUACUCUAUUAAAAUUAUAUGUCGUAAAAUAAAACGCAAUACACACAAAAAAUAAACAUAUAAAUAAAAUUAUUAUGCCAAAGUAUUUUUAACUUUCUUUGACAUUUGAUAAUGCUAAAAAUAUCGUUAGCUUAAACUUCGAGUCACGGAACACAAAGUAAAUAUUAUGAUUCUUUGCGAUCAAAAAUUUUGAGAGUCCUUUUUAAAAAAUGCGAUUGAUUAGACUAUUACAAAGAUUAAAGGUCACUAUAAAAACGCCAAACACAGUGUCGAAACGACCUUACUGUGAUAACGUGCCUAAGCCGCUCCGUAGUUUGAAACCCAAGUCUACUAGAGAUACAGUUCAGCAUUAUGUAGAUUCCUUUCGCGUUAGGACUGUCGGAGGAAAUGGAGGUGACGGCUGCAUAUCCUUCCUAAGUGUAUGGUGUAAAGAUCACGCCGGUCCGGACGGUGGCGAUGGUGGAAAUGGAGGUCAUGUCAUAUUUAAGGCAACAAAUUCUGUACGAAGUUUAAAUCAUUGUAAAGCAGUCAUACAAGCGAAGCCCGGAGAGAAAGGAUUCAACAAAGACUGCAGCGGCAAGAAUGCUGGACACGUCAUUGUCAAUGUACCAAUAGGUACAAUAAUAAAAAACCAAAAUGGUCAAGUGAUUGGGGAUUUGGACAGGGAGGGGUUGAUGUUUGUUGCGGCGCGGGGUGGGGCGGGAGGUAGAGGAAACAAAUUUUUCCUCACGGACACAGAACAGGCUCCGGACAUAGCAGAGUUCGGGGCUGCAGGCGAAACAAACAUUUACCAUCUGGAGGUACGCUCACUGGCCCACGUCGGGUUGCUGGGGUUCCCGAAUGCCGGGAAGAGCACCGUGCUGAGAGCCAUAUCGCGCGCGCGGCCCAACGUCGCACCGUAUCCCUUCACGACGCUGAAGCCGCACAUCGGCACGAUACUGUACGACGACUACGAGCAGGUGGCGGUGGCCGACCUCCCGGGGCUGAUCCCUGGCUCACACAUGAACUACGGCCUGGGUAUACAGUUCCUGCAGCACGUGGAGAGGUGCCGAGGGCUGGUUUUCCUGCUGGACGGCAGCUCCUCGCCCGGGGACCAGCUCCGCGUGCUGCGCCGUGAGCUGCGGGGGUACAGCGCCGCACUGGCGCGCCGACCGGCCCUGCUCGUCGUCAACAAGAUAGACUUGCCCGAAGCGAAACGCAACUACGAGCUCAUGAGGAAUGACUACGACAAUGUCAUCGGCGUGUCGGCCAAGUACGGGGUCAAUCUGCAGCAACUGCUGGCCGCCAUCAGGGCGAUAUACGAUGAGAAUGAUUUUCGUGAAUAAAUGGUUUUGUUGAAAAUGUUUUUGUCUGUUUUGUGGGUAGAUGAAGUUUAAUCAAAUAAAAUGUUUACAAAACUGAA
Molecule: messenger RNA, 1575 nt
Organism: Bombyx mori (domestic silkworm)
Lineage: Eukaryota; Metazoa; Arthropoda; Insecta; Lepidoptera; Bombycidae
Product: mitochondrial ribosome-associated GTPase 2
Exons: 6
Coding region: 383-1498 (371 amino acids)
Cellular component (GO): mitochondrion
Molecular function (GO): GTP binding; magnesium ion binding; GTPase activity
Source: RefSeq, a predicted model, not a curated record